Caenorhabditis sp. 36 PRJEB53466 is the source of this 3992-nucleotide messenger RNA. NCBI's taxonomy places the organism in Eukaryota, Metazoa, Nematoda, Chromadorea, Rhabditida, Rhabditidae. The record is from the annotation of a GenBank genome assembly.
AUGGACAACAAUCAGAGAUUGGUACCAAGCUCACCGGCACCGGGUCAUGGAUACUAUCAGCAGGGACCACAUCAGGUAUCAUUUUAUCACAAAAACGGUGUACUGUGAUGUACUAAUAACCAGGACCAAAGUCAAAUGCAUCAGCAAGAUGAGCGGACGACACCUCCGACGGCGUUCCAUUUCCCAGCUGCUCAUCAAGCACAGCCCGCACCUGCUAUGACCCAGCCUGGUCAGUUCCGUCUUCCAAAUCGGGUCCAUUUUCCAGUAAGAUUCAGCAUAGCUGCAGGGGUAAACACAAAAUGUUGCGAAAUAGAAGCCGAAUGAGCCUGGAUUUCACAAGUAUUUCAACAUUGAAUUCGUGAAAAAAAGAGUAGGCCUGCUAGUCAGAAUCGAACAUCUAUCCAACGAAAUCCACUGAACCUGAAAAUUGACUGAAAGUUCACGCCCGAUUGCACCCAUUCUCCCCUUUUCUUCCGUUACUCUCAAUUGACAAAUCCGAAAAAGACAGAUGGGAGAGGAAAAGGCGUCGUGCAGAAAUUGGUGCUCAUUAGAAAUGCAUUGAAUAUGUGCCGCUCUGUCCAAAAAUGAACGCGAUCUGUAAGAUGGCAUCAUGACGUUCCCGACCUCCUCCAUCUACUUCAUCAGUAACUGAUCGAUGAAGAGAAAGAAAAAGGUCGAAAGAAGAAACGAAUGAGGGAACCGGUUUUACAGAGAGACCGACACACAUAAUUUGACGAUUUUAUGGGUGAACAUGAGACAUUUUGUGUAUCGUUAAAAAGACAUCACGUUGAUUUUAUUCUAUUAAGAUCACUUUAAAUUUUGAGUCUACUGAAAGUUGAUACUAGCAGCCACACCAAAUGCGCGCAUAAUUGAUCCUUCUCUGACUUUAACUUGGAACUUUCAGGAUACCCAAUGCAAGCACACGUGCUAGUGGAUCCGCUCACCGGUCAGCACUACAUCGUGCCGCAGUACUACCCACCGCCCAUGUACCCGUAUCCUUCCGCACCGCCUCCGCACGCUGGCGCCGCAGCCGUUCCUCAGAUGUACUAUCCGUAUCAGCCGGCUCCAGCACAUCCGGCUGCUCCAAAAGCUCCCGUUCCACCGACAACCUCGUCUAAUAUCAGUUCAAGUAAUAAUUCUGGUGAGAUUGUCUUAACUCGGGCUUCGGGAAUGAGCUAAUUUCAGUUAACUAUUCGGGAAUGCCUGCGUACAAUAAUAUGGUGACGAGCAGCGAAGACAAAGACGCUUCUGAAGACACGAUGUCGACGACGUCGAACAUUUCGAGAAACUCGUUCACUUUGAUGCAGAAUCAGAAGCUACCGUCCCAACAACAGGGACAGUUCGGCCGGGAGAACAGCCGCGAGUACAUGUACCUGCACCGUUCGCCAACGUCAAACCACCCACGGAAUCCCUAUUGGUACUGAAAUUAAAACAGAACUCACUUAAGAGUAAUUAUGAGCAUUUCAGACGCGUCCCAAGUUCUACCAACAAAGAAUGGAAGUAAUGGACCCACGAGGAGGAACUCAAUCAGAUUUUGAGGGAAAAGCUCCGACGAUGAGGCAGAAGGAGCCCCCGACGUCUUCGGCUUCCGACCAUGAAUCCAGUAAACGGUUUUCGAGGACUUCGUUCGGAACACCUGCUGCUGCUCCGAACGACGAGGUCGUGAGAACUGUGAACCCACCUGCCAAGUCCGUUCGAAUGGAGAUCAACUUUGCGGAUGUGCCUUCGAUGCCAACUGAGCCCAAACGUAUGCGAACUUCUGAUCUGAAAAGUUAACUCUUUAUUCCUUCUUUUUAGCUGCCAAGAAGUCGAAUGCAACUGCAUUCACGGUGAAUUUGGGGGAGGAGAAGGAGGUGUCACUUCAAGAAGCCGCGCGGAAUCUGGCUGAGGUACACGGGAUCUUAGAUCAUGAAAAGUUCAAGUGGAAAUUCAGAAUCGUCGGAAGAUCAAACUGGCGAAGAGCACUUCGCACGAUCGAACGCCGUCGACACCAGAACCGUUGGCAGCGAGCAAAACGAACAAAAACUACCUGCUCGAGAGGCUUUUGACUGGAAAAUCAGUAGAAAGCACGGAAAAUAGCAACGAGGAGGAAGUGGAGGAGACGGCGGGGACGCCCGACGAGCACAGAGAUUUCGAUGCUCGCUCCGAGGCGCUCACGUUUGUGAUUGGUGAGCGAAACGGCCUAAUUGGAAGGGGGAUUAUAUAUCGGUAGCGUCUGCAUUUGCAGAGAAAAUAAAUGCAAGCGCUCUCACUUGGGCGUUAGCUGAAACCUAGAAAACGACCAAAACUGAAAUGUAUUUGGGUCUCGUGAAACUUGCGAAAUCGUUCUGAGAACGGCCGCAAACUAUCAAAUAAUAUCACAUCGAAAAGCCAUAAAUGUGAAAUGGAAAAACAAUUUCCCCUCGUUGUUUGCCUCGAUUUCUGAGAGACAAAUGUAUGCAAAAUGGCAGCGAAAUUCAAUUGGCAACCCAAUUUCAGACACGUCGAAACGAACUAACGCCGGAAUGUAUGGAGGACAAGCGCAUUUCCAGCAACAGCGCGUCGUGCAAUAUUCUGAUGACGACGAAGAUUCGGACAGUGACAGCGAGUACGAUAUGCUGUGAAAUGAGACGAUUAUUACACGUGGUUUUCUUUCAGAAUCAUGGAACAAUACACGGCUCCUGCUCCAGUCACUCAGCCGCUUUCCUCGCCCCGUCCGUCCGCUCUUCCUGCUCCGACAGUCUUCAGAGCGCCCGCAUUCACUCCCACGCAAGCUCCGCCUCCUCUGAUUUCCCCGAGAACUCCGUCGACGUCGACGUCUUCCACUCCACGCACAACAUCCAGAUUCGAUCGUUCUGGAGGCGGUGGAUCGGAUUUCCUUCAAGAGUUGGCCAAAUUGCGAAUGAUGGCCGGAUUGCCGGCGGCCGGACCGACCGGAAGUGAGGCCGAGCAGAAGGCGAUGAUGGCUGCUCAGCAGAGGCCGACGAGCACGUUCCGGAGGAGCGAAGUGAGCUCAUCGGCACGAGCUCCGACCGUCUCGUCGUCGCAGAAAAUGGUGCAGGGAAUCGGAGAUCGGGGAGGAUCGAGGGCUUCGUUCACCGGAAAGACCAACGAAAUAAACACCACGCCCACUCCGAGGUUGGUGCCAUUUUCAAAGUUUUCAGCUGAGAAUCGUUAAUUUUUUUUCAGUCGCCGCAGUGAGACGCGUCGUUCCCUGACCGGCAAUUCGUCUCCGCAACUCUCGAGUUUGGCCCGCCCGCCAUUCCGAACGGGAGCGCCACGCGGCAUAAUGAUCGGGCAGAGUGAGCAGCAAAGAGAACAGGAGAUGACCGCGUGGCUCCGCAGAAAAGACUACAAUCCGAUGAAAGCGGCCGCCGCUGGCAGGAAGCCGUCGAACAAUGAAGUGUCUCCCCGAGAGCAGCAGUUCACUUCCCGCCGUUCGAUGACUUUCCAUAACACGGACGAAGCGACGUCUCCGUUCGGAAGGUGUGCUUCCGGAAUCAUUCCGUCCCGUCCGCCUCCACGAAACCGAUCCCAAGAGCCGAGAGAUGUCAACAAUGAGAAAUAUCGGGCGGUGCAGAAGGAUCAGCGACUCAAACGAACCGUCGAUAUGCUCUCGCAGAAGUGCAAGAAGAGCAUUGAGCUGAUACGAAUUCAAAAUAAGGGAUGCUUGUCCGUUUCGGUCGAAGAUCUUCUGUCCGCCGCCGCAGAAGAGCCCCGUCCGAAUGAGACUCUUGACGAGCAACUCGACCGUCUCUCGGAUGCAUUUGACGCUGUUCAAAGGUAAAUAAAAAGAGAAUCCAUUUAAAGAACAAUUUAAUUUCAGGUAUUUGGAGCAAUACUCACUGGACGGAUACAACUCGCCGACUUCCGACGAUCGUUACUUCGACGACGACGUCCUCGAGGCCAAAUCCACGUUUUCGGGUGUCAGCACGCACCAAGAGCGGAACAACGUGGCGCCGUCGAGCGAGUCACUCACCAGCUCUUACCGCAAGAAAAUUCUCGAUUCAUAA